Molecule: messenger RNA, 957 nt
Organism: Coniosporium apollinis CBS 100218
Lineage: Eukaryota; Fungi; Ascomycota; Dothideomycetes
Exons: 4
Coding region: 1-957 (318 amino acids)
Molecular function (GO): catalytic activity
Source: RefSeq, a predicted model, not a curated record
AUGCCAAACACCAAGACCGUCCACGUCAAGCACCUAGGCGGCAUCGACGCCGCCUACCAGAUGCCCCAACCCUACGAUUCCUCGAAGCCGACCCUCAUCCUCGUGAACAGCUUCACCACCUCCUCGGAGCUAUACCGCAGCCAGUAUGCCAACAAAGAGCUUACCGACAAGAUGAACCUUGUAGCCAUCGAGCUGCUCGGCCACGGCCAGACGCGGACCAAGAGCGAGAACUUCACGUACUGGGAUACUGCGGUCAUGAACAUUCAGGUCAUGGAUGCGCUUGGGAUCGACAAGGCGUUUGUGCUUGGGACGAGUCAGGGAGGUUGGAUCACGGUGCGGAUGGCGUUGCUGGCGCCUGAUAGGAUCCAAGGCAUCAUUCCCCUCGGCACCUCCAUGGACUACGAAUCCGAGCGCACCCGCGCCCACGGCUGCUGGGACGGCGUCGCUGCCUGCACGGGCCCGAUCAACGAGUGGACGACCAACCAAAAAACAGAUGACUUCGAGCCGUCCGAGGACUACUGCAACUUCCUGAUCGACAUCGGCUUCGGCAAGGACUGCGACAAGGAGACGCGCGACUUCUGGAUCAAGGAGAUCAAGGCGAACUACCAGGGCGAUGACGGGAGGCGGAGGGCUAGGAUGGCAGCGAUUAAUCUCAGAGAGAGGGAUGGGCUGCAUGGACGGCUGUUUGAUGUUAGGUGUCCGGUGCUGUGGCUGCAUGGCACGAGCGACGUCGUCUACACCGUCCCCAAUGCAGAAGAGGAGAUCAAGCUCUUCGUCAACUCGCCCGACGCACGCCUCGAGACAGUCGAGAACGGCCAGCACUUCUUGAGCUUCUCGCAUCCGAAGGAGGUCGAUCAGAACCUGAUUAACUUCGUUGGAAAGUACCACACAUACGAGCCAUCGAGGCCUGGCACGCCGAACAUCGGCGAGCGCGCCAAUAUGGAGACGCAUCAGUAG